AGUUCCCCUCUCUCUCUCUCUGGCUCUCAAUUCGUAAAAUUGGAGGGAAAGGGUUUAGGGUUUAAAGAUGAAAGCUUUAGGGUCGACUGGUUGGAAAGGUCCCGUCAAGUUCAGGAUGCCAACUGCUGAAAACUUGGUACCUAUUCGUUUGGACAUUCAAUUUGAAGGUCAGCGAUACAAAGAUGCUUUCACUUGGAACCCUUCAGACCCGGAUAAUGAAGUCGUUGUCUUUGCCAAAAGAACUGUUAAAGACUUGAAACUUCCAGCUGCAUUUAUCACUCAGAUUGCCCAAUCUAUUCAGUCUCAGCUCACAGACUUUCGGUCAUAUGAAGGACAAGACAUGUACACUGGUGAAAAGAUCAUACCAAUCAAGCUUGAUCUCCGAGUUAAUCAUACCCUCAUCAAGGAUCAGUUCUUAUGGGACCUAAACAAUUUUGAGAGUGAUCCUGAGGAAUUUGCAAGAACCUUGUGCAAGGAUUUAGGUGUUGAAGAUCCUGAAGUUGGACCGGCUGUUGCCUUUGCAAUAAGGGAGCAACUUUACGAGAUUGCAAUUCAAAGUGUGGCUUCAGCUAGAGAGAGUAGAUUAAGUAAGAAAGGCCGCAGAGGAUCUGAUCAUGGUUCAGCAAGCAAGUCAAGUGGCUUGUCAAUGGACUUAGUGAAGUUAUUCAGCUUUAAGUCCAGUGUAGUUAGGAAAAGGAAAGACUUGGAUAUUUAUGAACCAAUGGUGGAUCUGCUAACAACCGAGGAAGUUGAUGCUCUUGAAGCCAGAGAAGAAAGACAUGCAAGGUAAAGAGUGUUUGUGGACAUGUAAAAAUAUUUCUUAGGCCAGGACUAAAAACAAAUGAAUGAUAGAACGAACUCAAAAUGUGUUGUAUUUUCCUUGAGUGGAGUUUAUGAUCUUGAUUGAAUUUCAAUGACUAGAAACUUUGGAUUUGCUAACAA
Molecule: messenger RNA, 942 nt
Organism: Capsella rubella
Lineage: Eukaryota; Viridiplantae; Streptophyta; Magnoliopsida; Brassicales; Brassicaceae
Product: chromatin structure-remodeling complex protein BSH
Exons: 10
Coding region: 68-790 (240 amino acids)
Biological process (GO): chromatin remodeling; regulation of transcription by RNA polymerase II
Cellular component (GO): nuclear chromosome; nucleus
Molecular function (GO): transcription coregulator activity
Source: RefSeq, a predicted model, not a curated record